GCCGCGUGCUGCAUUGGAGCAACAGUUGUUCCUCUGUUAGAAUAUGAGUGAAAAAAGCAUUGAAAAAGGAAGUAACCCAAACAAUCAAGUUUUUAAAGACGCUGAAAAUCAAAUUAAAGAGGUCUGUGAGGUAUUGCAAAGAGAAGCAACAAGACUUCGUCAGGAGCAAGAAGCAAUCGACGCCAUGUCGAAGAAAAUAGACCAUGUCCACCUUUCUUCGACGAUAAACCUCAAUGUUGGCGGCCGCCGUUUCACGACAAGUCUUCAGACGUUGACUAAAGAUCCAGACUCGAUGUUAGCUGCCAUGUUCUCCGGGAAGUUCGAGGUGAAACCUUCCGAAGACGGAGCUUUCUUUAUCGACCGAGAUGGGGAACACUUCCGGUUUAUACUCAACUAUCUCCGCGAUGGAGAGCUGAUUAUACCAGAGGAUGCUAAAUUUCUCAAGGAACUCGAAGCCGAGGCAAAAUUCUACCAGAUCCAAGGGUUACUGGAGGAGCUGAAGUAUAAAGGGCUGAAAUGUUUUGAAGAGUCAGUGAUACUGACGAAUGUAAGGCACCGAAGCACGCUUAACGGUUGGUUGCCUCAACCCGGUAAAUGGCAACUUCUUUUACGAGGUUUUCGAGAUGGUUUCACAGCUCAUGCCUUUCAUUCCAAAUGUGAUAACAAAGGACCCACAGUUACCAUCGUCAAAAGUGGAGACAACAUAUUUGGAGGCUUCACGGAAAAUUCGUGGAACAGUCAGAAUCAGUACCUGCUCUGUUCACAGUCAUUCUUGUUCACCAUGGUGAAUCCACAGGGAGUUGAUCCGAUUAAAAUGCCACUCGCCAAAGAUCACCAGUAUGCCAUUUACUGUAACAGCUGCCAUGGACCAACAUUUGGUAGAGGGCAUGACUUACAGGUAUCAAACAACGCAAACAAAAGUGGUUCAAGUUACAGUAAUCUCGGCAACUCCUAUCAGCUUCCCACCGAACAGCAGAACACAUUCUUCACGGGAGCUCGAAAUUUUGGUGUGACAGACUACGAAGUGUUUGGAAUCUACCAGUGA
Molecule: messenger RNA, 1045 nt
Organism: Stylophora pistillata
Lineage: Eukaryota; Metazoa; Cnidaria; Anthozoa; Scleractinia; Pocilloporidae
Biological process (GO): protein homooligomerization
Molecular function (GO): protein binding
Source: RefSeq, a predicted model, not a curated record